GUGAGUCUAGUCAGUCACGGACGUGUCGAGUUGCUUUUUGAAUCGACCAUCUCCAUCGGGCCAUCAUCCCGCCCUUCCAUCUAAACAUUUUGAAGCGACACAUUUGAUAGUCAAAAGAGGGACAAACUCCCAAUGGCGGUCGUCGUCCAAAAGUCGUCCAUCCUCUUCUUCUUUUUGUCGGUCUGGAUUUCUUUCUUUGUCGUGGUGUCAUCCCAAGGAAGUGAUGGAAGCAAGAAACCCAUGCUGGGAAACAUCCACCUUUGCAUGAUGAAUUGCGGUCAAUGUAAAGAAAUGUACGGCGAAUAUUUCGAAGGGCAGCGUUGCGCCGAGUUCUGCUUAGCCAGCUACAAACCAUCGCAGGCCGGCAGUGUCAGCGGCAGCGGCAGUGGCUGGGCGCCCAUGCCUGACUGCAACGAGCCGGAAACGGUGGAUCAAUUCCUCAAACUGUCGCUGAUGCCUCAGUCGGACGGUCCGUCAGUCCAGCAGUUGAUCGACGAUUCUGACUCGGAUGGGGGUGGCGGUUACAUGUCGCCCAUCAGUCAAGCCCUGAUGGGUUCCGCUUACUCUGGCCGUUACGCUGGUCGAAAGCCAUCGGCAUCGGCUCAGCAGAACACGCUGUACAGCAGCAGAACCGGCGCUGAAUUUAAAGGUCACAAUCAAUUACUGAAGAACCGCAAGUGGAAGAAACGCAUCAAUGGUAGCAGCAAACUAUUGGCAGGCUCUCCAUCGAUGCCUCGUUGGUAUUUCGUUUAAGCGUCGGUGCAAUUUGUUUUCUCACCCCCUUUUUGUUGGUCUUCUUUUUGCGGGGGAGAGAUGUGCUGAAACAUUGACUUGUUCACCUUUUUCUCUUCCACUUCCGGUUGCUUUUCACUCCCCCUCCCCAAUUUGAACUAAAACCCCCACUUGAUAUAUUUGUGACAAAUGAAGCAGCCAUAAAGAAUUCAUUGAAAUUGCUGCGAAAUAAAUACAUUUAUUGUACGUAG
Messenger RNA from Daphnia pulicaria, 983 nucleotides. RefSeq lists its product as uncharacterized. Gene Ontology annotation, molecular function: ecdysis-triggering hormone activity. The transcript has 3 exons. Lineage: Eukaryota; Metazoa; Arthropoda; Branchiopoda; Diplostraca; Daphniidae. The record is from RefSeq and is a predicted model, not a curated record. Gene Ontology annotation, biological process: neuropeptide signaling pathway; ecdysis, chitin-based cuticle. Bases 133 to 753 code for a protein of 206 amino acids.